Molecule: messenger RNA, 1365 nt
Organism: Macrosiphum euphorbiae (potato aphid)
Lineage: Eukaryota; Metazoa; Arthropoda; Insecta; Hemiptera; Aphididae
Source: the annotation of a GenBank genome assembly
AUGGCCGUGCUGGUCGGAGGCCGAGACAGCGUGGUGUCCAUAUCGGUGGCUGAGUCGAUAAAAAUGUUGGCUUUUUCCGUGGUCUGGGGUUCGUGGAUCGUCGUCAAGAACGCGGCCGUUCGGGCUGUUACCCCGCUCUGGUCGAACGGCGGUGGCCACGAGAACGACGUCGAUGGCGACGACAGAGAGUCUGGCGCCGGGGCCGCUGACGACGACACAGUCGCCACUGCUACCACCGUCGCCACUGCCGGUGGUAAUAAGGCCGCCCGCCGGACGCACAGGGACCGUCCGCCGCCGUGCCUGUCCACCACGGUUUACGGUACCCACUCGUACGUCAAAGUCAAGGGUGUUAAAUUUCAUUACGUUGAAUGUGGCGACCCCAAAGGCAUGAUUGUUAUUUUGCUACACGGAUUUCCAUCAUGUUGGAUUAGUUGGCAUCAUCAAAUUCCCACCUUGUCAAAACAUUUUCGUGUAAUUGCUGUAGACCUUAAAGGUUUUGGUGACUCUGAUAAACCGUCAGCACGCAAAAGUUAUCGAGUUGAAAAUCUGAUCAACGAGCUAGCCGUGUUUUUGUCAAUGCUAGGAGUGGAUGACCAAAAUAAAUGUCAUGUGAUCGGCCACGACUUGGGUGCUCUAUUGGGCUGGUAUCUGGUACAUCUGUGGCCCAACUGUGUGUCAAAAUUUGUAGCCAUUUCAUGUCCACAUCCAAAUGUUCACUGGGAGUACUUACCUCCGUCAAGUUUUUUCAACAAAAAUUGGAUUUGCUUCAGUCAACUUCCUUAUUUACCCGAAAUGGACGCUUUGCAAAGUGAUCUAAAAAUAAUCAACCAAUGUUAUCAACACCUAUCCAAGAACAAGGAAAGCGAUGACUCAUCUUACAUCGACGCAUAUAAAUAUACAUUUUCAAGAACAGAGGAUUGGACGGGUGCUAUCAAUUAUUUUAGAAACUUACCAUUCUACAGAAUCGAACCACGGAGUAAUAAUGAUUCUUUAAAUAAAGAAGAAGACAUGCUCCAAGUUCCGAGUUUACUCAUCACCGGUAGUAAAGAUGUUAGUGUGCAAAUAGAGAGUUUUAUCAAAUCCACAGAGUUUCUAAAAACAUCUACUGUAAGAAUAAUUGAUAAUGCAUCUCACUUUCCCCACCAAGAGCAACCUAAAGUAGUCAAUGAUUUAUUGACAUCAUAUUUAGUUCGUGUAAAAGUAGUUCAAAAAGAGCUUCCACCACGGCAGAACUCUAGUGGUAUAGUUGGAAGAAUGAAAGAUAUCGUUUCAUCUACCGUUCAGUAUGGAAAUACGUUGAAAGAUUCAGUGCAGAAGAGAAACAUUUUACCAAUUACGGCCAUGACGUCAUCGUGUCAGAACUAA